This is a messenger RNA of Gavia stellata (red-throated loon), 603 nucleotides long. RefSeq names its product GSK-3-binding protein-like. Lineage: Eukaryota; Metazoa; Chordata; Aves; Gaviiformes; Gaviidae. The transcript has a single exon. Bases 1 to 603 code for a protein of 200 amino acids. Gene Ontology annotation, cellular component: cytoplasm. The record is from RefSeq and is a predicted model, not a curated record.
AUGCCGUGCCGCCCGGGCGAGCGCUUCCUGCUGCUGGAGCGCUCGGUCGCCGUGGGGCAGGCGGGCUCCAAGGACGUGGACGCGCUGGUGGCCAAGCUGGGCGAGGUGCUGCAGCUGAGCGCCCAGCGGGCGCCGCCGCCGCCCCGCGCCCCCAAGCACCUGGGGCCGGGCAGCGCCCGCGACCGCGCCGCCCCCUACUCGCCGCGCUGCAGCGGCGGCAGCCUGCUGGCGCCCCGGGGGCCGGCCCCGCCGCAAGCCCACCAGCAGCACGCCGAGCCCCCGCGGCCGGACCGGAGCGGCCACCAGCGGGUGACCAAGCAGCUGUGCGGCCGGGGCUGGCUGCGGAGCGCCGCCCGCCGGAGGAAGCAACCGCCGCCGGGGCCCGGCGACGGGCCGGCGGAGGAGGAGGACCCCCACAGGCUCCUGCAGCAGCUCAUCCUCUCCGGCAACCUCAUCAAAGAAGCCGUCCGGCGGCUGCAGCUAGCGGCGGCGGCGGCAGCGGCGGCGGCGGCCUCCACGGCCUCCAGCGGCAGCGCCUCGGCGGGGAGCAGCGGCGCGGACGGCGAGGCGGCCGAGGCGGCGGCGGUGCAGCCCCUGCAGUAG